CCAGGAGUGCGAUAUUUGAGAACAUUACCCUCUUCGUGAUUGCCCUCAAUGCGAUUUGGAUGGCUGUAGACACAAACUGGAACAAAGCGGACUCCAUCGUUGAUGCCCAUCCAGUGUUCAUUGUCGCGGAGAACAUUUUCUGUUUGUAUUUCACAGUGGAGUGGGUCAUUCGGCUCAUGGCUUUCGAAGAGAAGCUGUAUGGGCUCAACUCCAAUUGGUUUAUGUUCGACACGGUCCUCGUCGUCAUGAUGGUUUUGGAGACCUGGGUGGCUGUAGCCAUCUUGCUUCGGCGGAUUCUCGACGACGACAGCUUCUCCCUUGGCGACGUGGCGAUCCUGCGCCUCCUCCGCCUGCUUCGGCUCUCCCGGUUGGUGCGCAUGCUGCGGGCGCUUCCCGAGCUGCUGAUCUUGGUGAAGGGCGCGCUGCGGGCCAUGAAGACCGUGAUGUUCGUGAUAAGCUUGCUGUUCGCGAUCACCUACGUGUUCGGCAUCGCGAUGGUCUUGUUGUUGGAGGGCACCUCCGCUGGCGCCGAAAUGUUCCCCACCGUGCCGCAGGCAAUGUACUCGCUUCUGCUGUACGGCACGUUGCUGGACAAUCUCGUUUUCGUGUGUGCCAAGCUGGAGGAGUCCAGCGUCGUCGGCCUGGGGGUCUUCUUCAUAUACAUAGCUCUCGCCGCCCUCACGGUGCUCAACAUGCUGAUCGGCGUGCUUUGUGAGAUGGUGAGCUUAGUGGCGCACCAGGAGAAAGACCGGAUGCUGACCAUCCUUGCGGAGGAGAAGUUGGCAUUGGUGAUCAAAAAUCUUGAUCAGAACGAUGAUUUUCGGUUGUCAAAAAGAGAGUUCCUGGACAUCUUGGUGAACCCGUCGGCGGCGCAGGCUCUGACAGAUAUCGGCGUCGAUCCGAUCGGCGUCAUCGAUUUCGCCGACCUCAUCUUCUCGAACGAGGUGGGACAGGAGGCGGACCUGAGCUUCGAGGAGUUCAUGGAGAUCAUCCUGCAGCUGCGCGGAACCAACAGCAGCACCGUGAGGCACAUGAUCGAGCUGAAGCACAUGAUCGCGCAGCAGCUCGAUGACCUCACCAGAGAAGUGCAGGAGUACCAUCGUCACAUGGACAUUACGCACUCGUUUUCUCCAGCCUCGUUCAAGGGCGAUCCGGUGGACAGCCUGGCGAGCCUGCGGUCCGGCGAGGGCGCCGAGACGCCGUCGGGGCGGCCCAGCGCCGACGUGUCCGUCGCGCCGCCGGGUCGGAUGUCGCACUGCAGCGUCAAGGAUUCCUUCGCCGAGCCCAGUGUCGGCCACUUCCACAGCGCUCCGGACAAGCUGGUCGCUGAUGCGAGGCGGAAGAUCGGUCUGGCUAAGAUCGAGAUGUCUCAACCUUGGUCCAAGUGCAAGGGCUGCGGAAGGGAUGAAUACAACCAUGUCCUCCUGCAGCACGACAGGCGCUGCCGCUGCGGGCGGCAGGUGAAGCUGUACCAGCCGAAGACCAAGGGGGGUGACCAGACCUCGCAGGCCUUGCAGCUCAGCGUCGUGAACGGAGCAACCAAGCCGAGCACCGACGGGGGCAAGGGCAGCAAAGUGGUAGAUGAGAUCUCGCUGAUGGAGCAGACUCUGACUGCUACGACUGACCCGCUCCUCAGGAAGCUCCUCACCGACGAGCUGCAGAAGAAGCGCGAGGCUCUCCGCCCCACGAUGUCCCCCGAGGAGCAGAUCAAGCAUGCCUCGGGGGCUUGGAAAGAUGCUACGGUUCGCCAUGACCAAGCAGUUCAGGGCGUUCUCAAAGCACGCGAGAACUUAGAGAAGGCGGAGGCCAAGGAACGGGAGACGUCGCUCAUUCUCGCCCGCGCCGAGGAGGCGAAGAGGGCGGCGGCGGCCACCUUGGCCAAGCAGAUGGGCCUGACCCAGCCCGCUGCCACGCCAGCGGCGCCUGAGCAGAAGGUGCUGUUCAAGCUCGACAUAGACGACCAGUUCUUCCAGGAGCUCGAGAAGCUCGACUUGGAGGGCGACGAGCUUGCCAAGCUCAGGGACCUCGAGCGGCAGCUCCGCGAGGCCCAGCAGCUCGUGGAGGGCAAGCACACGGAGGUGAAGGACUGGCAGGCUCGCACCGCCGAGCUCAAGGCGGCCAUCACCGAGAGGAUGGCCAAGAAGAGGAAGGGCUCCAGCGGGGCUCCCGCGGCGGCUCCGCCCCAGCAGGGCCAGGACCAGGGCGCGACGCCCAGCGGCCCUGCCGCCGAGGCGACGGCGCCCGCGGAGUCCGAGGAGGACAAGCAGAAGAGGAUCGAGGAGGUUGCGGCGCGCAUCUCCGCGGCGAAGAUGGAGGCGGCCAAGGCCGCCCGUGCGGCAGCCAUGGCUGACGGCCCAGGGGCUGCCGCAGUGGGCGGCGGGCCCCAGUGA
Prorocentrum cordatum is the source of this 2390-nucleotide messenger RNA. The record is from the annotation of a GenBank genome assembly. NCBI's taxonomy places the organism in Eukaryota, Dinophyceae, Prorocentrales, Prorocentraceae.